Messenger RNA from Xiphophorus couchianus (Monterrey platyfish), 1108 nucleotides. Its product is annotated as fucolectin-4-like. The transcript is spliced from 6 exons. Bases 274 to 780 code for a protein of 168 amino acids. The record is from RefSeq and is a predicted model, not a curated record. NCBI's taxonomy places the organism in Eukaryota, Metazoa, Chordata, Actinopteri, Cyprinodontiformes, Poeciliidae.
CAACAUUCUGUUCCAGCUUAGAAACAUUUGCAAAUAUAAGCCGAGGUGAGAGUGAGAGAGAACCAUAAAACAGCAGAGAGUGAUUGACGUCGUCCCAAAGUCCUGUGAUUCAUUUAUGAAGAACAAAUUCAGAAACCACCUAAGAUGAUGUGGAGACUGUUACCCAUCUUACUGAUUGGACAGAGGAAAUAUAUAAAUGACACAGCUAAGCAGUGAAAACCAGAGAAGUCAGGAUUUUGUCGUUAUAAACUAAAAGUAGUUAAGCAAUUAAAAAUGAGACUUUUACCACACUUCACAGGAAGGCUGUAUGUAACUCAGCAGACAACAGAUUGCUGCAGCCAGCCAAUGAUUGAUCUGACUGACAAAAACGCAUCUCAGUCUUUGAGCUCCACUAAGGAGUACAGCCGACUGACCAACGCUGACAGGGCCUCUGAUGGGAAUCGCUCCACAUGUUCUCUCACCCUGAUUCACUCUAACUCCUGGUGGAGAAUUGACCUGCAGGGCGUUCACAACAUCUCCUGUGUCAGUAUAUACAACAGGAACUGCUCGAGUCUGAACUUAAAGGCUGCCGAGAUCUACGUAGGAAACUCUCCAAAGGACAACGGCAAACUAGCCUGCAACAUCACAGAGUUCAACGCAGGGCAGAUAAACGUCUUCAAGUUCCCCAAAUCGGUGUUUGGACGCUACGUGAUGGUGGUCAGACCAGGACAAAAAGCCACGGUUCUUUGUGACGUGAACAUCACUGGCACAGCGUUAGAACCUCCAUUCUGUGAUGACUGAUUGUUGUGAAGAAUCCCUGAAAAACUGAGGAGAAAAUCAGAGAUCGGUUCUGAAUCCUGGAUGGACAGAGGCAGACAGAACGGCCCUCUGUUUGAAAUGUUCAUUUUUAUUUCUGUCCUUUUUUUUGGGUGGUUGGUUUGAUUUUCCUUCUUUGAGCAAAACUUAUUAUGUCAUUGUAAUAUUUAUUUGAAUUUGUAUCGGAAGGUUCUGGGUUUGUUUAUGAAGUAUUUGUGAUGUUUAAUGCUAUAAAGCUUGUGGUAAAUGACCGCUGAUGACCAUUGCUUAUUAGGUUGUUUUACUGUUUUAUCAGAAUAAAUGGAGAAGUACA